Molecule: messenger RNA, 4601 nt
Organism: Triplophysa rosa
Lineage: Eukaryota; Metazoa; Chordata; Actinopteri; Cypriniformes; Nemacheilidae
Gene: efnb3a
Product: ephrin-B3a
Exons: 5
Coding region: 858-1889 (343 amino acids)
Biological process (GO): ephrin receptor signaling pathway; axon guidance
Cellular component (GO): plasma membrane
Molecular function (GO): ephrin receptor binding
Source: RefSeq, a predicted model, not a curated record
CGGAGAGAGCGACAGGCACGCGCGGUUUCCAUGGAAUUAAGGAAUAUCUCGUUUUUUAUCCCCAACGGUCGUUUCUCGUCGUUCUUUACGCUCGUCUUUUGUCACAUAUUUCCGUUUAUCUAUAUGUUGUGCCCCAAAUCGUUUUUUGUGCCCCUUCCUUCUUUGUCGGACUGUGAUUCAUUGGAUAAGUAGAAAGAGUUGCUGGACAUCCUCUUCGUUGUUUCAGGACUGGACAUCAGACCACAGCGUGUCGGUUUGCACGGAAAUCCGAUAAGUUUAAUUUUGGACAUCGAAGGCAAUUUUGGACCUCGAAGUGUGCACCAGCGGGAAAGUACGGGGCAACUUGUGCACUUUGUCCAAGAGACUAAAUCAUUUUAAACGGGCUUGAUGUUCAUUCUCUCCACGGGAGUAAAAAUAAAACCUCGAGUUUUACAGAGAUGCUAAUGCUGCGGUUUAUGAAGGAGCAUUUUUAAAAACUCACCCGCAGUGGACCAGGCGCACCAGACUGCGUGCACUUAAAAACAGUCAACUUUCUUUACUCCAUAUGCAAUCAUAAUAUUGUUUGAAAUUCAUCCCAAAUCAUAUUCAUAGUUUGACCGUAUGGUUUAGCCUUCACAUCUCAAUCUGACAGUUGCUCGUGCCAUUCAGUUGAGAUACCUCCCCACAUGGAACAAAGAGGGUUGCAUUUUAAUCUGUUUUGUUAAACAAACAUUUGGAGAUCUCUGCUCUGAUUUGCGCGGAUGUUGCGGUCAUGCCAUCUCCUAACGCUUAGAGGAAUCUAGUCAAGUUCAACCCUGUUGUCCCUCCACCACUCUAUUGUCUCUGCAGGUCCCAUUCAUUUGUCUCAUAGGAGUAUCAUGGGAGUCCAGACAAGGGCUGCCUGGUUGGCUAUGGCGUUCUCAGACUGGGUCAGUGGUUUGGGAUUUCUUUUAAUCUUCCUGCUGGAGAGUUUAGCAGUGGAUGCCACCAACAUGGAGCCAGUCUACUGGAAUUCCUUUAACAGAAGGUUCGGAGAUGAGAGGGGUUAUAUACUCUAUCCUCAGAUAGGGAACCGGUUGGACCUGGUAUGUCCGGCGACAAGUCCCCCGGGUCCGAACUCUCCCCCAGAGUAUGAGUAUUAUAAACUGUACCUGGUGUCCUCUCGAGAGCAGGCCGACAGGUGCGAGGUGAUGGGAGCCCCCAACCUGUUGCUCACCUGCGACAAACCCAACAGCGACAUGAGAUUUACCAUCAAGUUCCAAGAGUAUUCGCCCAACCUGUGGGGUCACGAAUUCAAGAAUUUACGAGACUACUACAUCAUAGCUACCUCUGACGGCACCAAAGAGGGCAUUGACAGCAUGAGAGGAGGCGUGUGCGUGACACGAGGAAUGAAGCUGGUUCUCAAAGUGGGACAGACUGCGUAUGGUCUUCCCCCAAAGCCCAAACCUGAUCCAGGCCGACCCAACAACAAAAGCCCAGAUCUGGAAAGUGGCUCUAAAGGGAGUGAUGGAGGUGAGGCUGGUGAGAGAGAAGACAGCGGCGCCGUGUCUGUCUCUAACAUCGCCCUGAUCUCCGGCGGUGCCGUGGGAGCCUUGCUCCUUCUGAUCGCUGUAGUCAUCGGCAUAGUGUGUUACCGCCGUCGGAAAGCCAAGCACUCAGAGACUCACCACCCUGCCCUUUCGCUUUCUUCUCUUACACCAAAGCGGGGAAGCUCCUGCGGGGUGGGUACAGGGUCUGGCGGGGGCAACAAUAAUGGCUCCGAGCCCAGUGACAUCAUCAUCCCCCUGCGGACCUCGGACUCAGCUUACUGCCCACACUACGAGAAAGUCAGCGGCGAUUACGGACACCCCGUCUACAUCGUACAGGAGAUGCCCCCACAGAGUCCGGCCAAUAUCUACUAUAAAGUAUGAGGACAGCCGAACACACAGAUAAACCAUUCUGACUAUAUUGUUUAAGUCCCCACACCUACACACACAUGUGUGCAAAUGUGUUCAAGUGACUCUAUAUGUAAGAGCCUAGAUCUUAUAACACUCCUUUACAAGAUGAACCUGUCGACUGUUUCACUAUCGUGUAGACUGGAAACACGGUACAGAUCUAAGAUAAAUGUUGUUGAAGGGGUGUUUGCAUUUAUUUACAUGUGUGUGACAUCAGAGCCAGGUGAAUCAGAGCUUCACACGUGCUCGGGUGCAAGUUAUUUGGCCUUGUAAUUGGUUGGAACAGAUUCAUGUGCUUAUCCUCAAAACCAAACAGUAGAGAGUGAGACUUUUCAAUGUUUCUUUUGCGAGAGGAAAAAAAUCUGUAUAAAUAAUAUAAGCGCUUCAUACAGAAUUCUGAACACAGCGGGGCGAAUUCACUUAACAGUUGCGCAACUUUUGUUUGAAGUAUAUAUGAGUAUUAUUCACCAACCACACGCAAUCUGGUUUAACCAUGCGCCAAAUGAGCUGAAAUAGCGCUAAACUGUAUUUAAAUUGAGUAAAUAUAGCCAUUUUCAGCAUGAACACACACUUCUUUUUUUAUGUAAAUUAGCGUUUUUAUAGACUCCGCCACAUCAAAAAAUCAUGCAAUGUUGCCUGGCGCAGUUAAUGUUGCGCACUUACGGCCUUUUAAGAAGAGGUGGAGCGAUGCAGUAGUCCCAACGAAACAUGCCAGAUCCGUUACAUCCUCCACAAUCUACAGAAGCACAAUGAGGAAUUGCCCCAUGAAGUUUUAUUCAUUACCUGAUUCAUACUAAAAUACUUUCAGUGAACCGGGUGCGCAGUGCAAAUAAAUAGCGCUAUAAAUAUCAAGCUCGAUUCAUUCUUGGUGAAUUCCCUCCUUGUAUUCCGUUUUCUUUUUCAUCGGAUUGUGGAUGUUUGUCUUUCUGAUUCUUUGAACCCAAAAUUUAUUUAUUGUGCAUCAAAGACACUGUUUUUUAUUCCUUCUACUUCAUUAGCUUUCGCUCAUAACUCCUCAGCACCCAGUGUUUGUUUUUGACGUUUCUUAAACAUCAUUAUGUGAGGAGCAGGAAGCGCAUGUGGAGGAGGUGAAGACUGAUGCUUUAUGGUUUGAGUUGGAGACUCUUCUGAGAUUUCCGAGAGGUCGGAGGUCGAAGUGGGGAGAUCAUAGACAGACUGCACAGCAGCUAUUUGCGCAUGAUGAUUUGAGGGCUUCUCGCUCUCUGCCUGAGCUUUAGGAAGAAUGUGUACACUAUGAUGAACUGCUUGCUUACCGUAGACACAUUGCCCAUCUUGUACACACUUUACACAGAUCCACAUUACAGCAGUUUGUUUUUUCUUGUAUAACCCUAACAGAUGGAGUCCAGCUGUGCGUUUGUGUGCGUUCUGAAGUUUUGUGAUUGUUAAGGCCAAAGACAGUCUGAAUAAUACUGACAGUGCCACUGUGGGUCUCAAUGAACCCCAGUGAAAAACUGCCCAUCAGUGAUACAACUAUCCGUUGCUAGGUUACAGUAUCACCUUGCCUCUCAUUAUCACAUUUUGGGUGAUGUCUCUGAACCAUCUCUGGCAUUAUCUAUCGAUAUAGUUCACCUGUGUUAUUUCACUUGACAAGACAUGAAAUCAUUACCGAUACAUGACAAAACACAGUUUGUAAUGGCCUGAAUGACAGGAGCUUUUCGGAUUAGAUUUCCUUUGUCCAGAUUUAAGGAUUUUGCUUGUCUGUUAUUACCGCAAAUAGAAAUUGUCCUUUUUUUAAGGUACAUUCUUUUCUUUUUCUCUCCUUCCUUUUCACAUAUUGUUAUAUUUAACAGUGUUGAUUUGUUAAUAGAUUCAGUAAAGUCUCCUGUAGUGGCCACUGGCCAGAGACAAAUAACGUUAUUGCAAUGCAAAGUGGAACAACCUCAGUAAAAUGGGGGGCACAAUAUUUCCAAACUCCUGCCCUCUUGUAUGCCUCCAGGCUUUUCUGUGGUCAAGAAGAGAUCAGGCCAAGUCUGUUUUAUUAAGGUAUCAUUUCUUCUUCACAUCCAGCAUUAUUUCAUUGACUCUGCCUAAAUCCUGAGACGUACAGCAUUUCCACAGCUAGGCAGGGCAAGGAAUUUUUCCCUUUGUCCUGUUGAGCUUCGAGCAAAGAGAAGCCAUCUGGCAUGAUUAGUGUUGACCUAAGCCACCAAAAGCAUUUCAAUACCUACGGCUAAAAAUUCCAAUAGCGACCACAUAUGGACCCUAAUGCUGUUUCAGCAUGGCCGGAUUUUUUUAUUUAGUCAUUUAAUUACUGGGUGUUAGUCUUUGGUUAUGUUGAAAAAGAUUUGUCAGCUAAUUUAAUAUCAUGAUUUGAGAUGCCUUGAAACUUAAAUGUGAUAAAGACUGUUGCAUUUCUAAUUAUCUCUCAAAGUAUUUCUACAAACAUUUCAUUGAGAGGAACACAGCAACUGCUGGACCAAACUUUUCAUUAAAAAAUUUCAUUUGGACUGAAUGGGACUCGAAAGAAUACUGACAUUGAGAUGUGAAUAAAAAUAUUGAAGCAAUGUUAAAUAAAUGUUAAAAACUGUUCUGACAAUGUUCAAGACAUUGAUAAAGCAAUGUUUUGGUGCUCCUGUUUCUUUACCAGCCCUCUCUUUUUUCUCUAGUUCUAUCUCUCUUUUCCACCCAGACACUUCAUAAAAUAAAGAUUACAUUCCAUGCAGUAAA